Messenger RNA from Alligator mississippiensis (American alligator), 17758 nucleotides. It is a transcript of the gene PTCHD1, whose product is annotated as patched domain containing 1. Gene Ontology annotation, cellular component: synapse; plasma membrane. The record is from RefSeq and is a predicted model, not a curated record. Lineage: Eukaryota; Metazoa; Chordata; Crocodylia; Alligatoridae. The coding region runs from base 662 to 3328 and encodes 888 amino acids. Gene Ontology annotation, biological process: chemical synaptic transmission; cognition. The transcript has 3 exons.
GCUCCGCUCCGGCCGCCACCCCAGCGCCAGCGGGCAGAGAAAGGGGCGGCAGGGACACCCCCCCCAGCAGAGGCGGGGCCAGGCGGCCAGGGCUUGGCACCCGCCCUGCCCAGCCCCUCCCCGGGCGCGCUGCAGAGGGGGCGGCUGCAAACUUUUAGCUGCAGCUGGGCUCAGCAGCAGCAGCGGGAGGAAGAGGAGGAGGAGCCCCCGGUGCCUGCCCACCCUCCCCCAGCGGGCAUCUGCCAUCGGGCCAUGCUGUGAGCCAGGGACCCCCGCCCUCCCAGCGCUUCCCUGGUGCCCGGGGCGCGCGCGCGCUUUCCGCCCGGGGGGGCCGGGGCCGGGGCUGCGAUGAGGCGCCGGGAAACUCCUCCAGGGCACGGCGGGGGCGUUAGAGGAGGAGGCGGAGGAGGAGAAGAGGCGUAGCCCCCCCUCAAGCCUCAUGCACACACCCCCAUAGACACACGCACACACACACACACGCACACACACACACGAGCUGGGGUGUGCGUGCGUGCGUGUGUGUGUGUGUGUGUGUGUGUGUGCGUGUGUGCCCCUCCCCGCCCCCCCAUGGUUUUGCCCCGGCUGUGGGCGAGCUGCAGACGCGCCCCCCCUCCCCGCCGGCGCGCCGCUGCCGGCCCCCCCGAGCUGCCUCUGCUCUAGGAUGCUGCGGCAGGUUUUGCACAGGGGGCUGAGGACGUCUUUUUCCCGGCUCGGCCACUUCGUCGCCAGUCACCCGGUGUUCUUCGCCUCCGCCCCCGUGCUCAUCUCCAUCCUGCUGGGCGCCAGCUUCAGCCGCUACCACAUCGAGGAGAGCGUGGAGUCGCUCCUGGCCCCCAAGCACAGCCUGGCCAAGAUCGAGAGGAACCUGGUGAACAGCCUCUUCCCCGUGAACCGCUCCAAGCACCGGCUCUACUCCGACCUGCAGACCCCUGGCCGGUACGGCAGGGUCAUCAUCACCUCCUUCCGCAAGGCCAACAUGCUGGACCAGCAUCACACCGAGCUCAUCUUGAAGUUGCACUCUGCUGUGACCAGGAUCCAAGUACAAAGACCUGGUUUCAAUUACACAUUUGCCCAUAUAUGUAUCCUGAAUAACGACAAGACUUGCAUAGUGGAUGACAUAGUGCACGUAUUGGAGGAACUGAAGACCGCUCGUUCUUCUAAUCGAACAAAUUUUGCUAUCACGUAUCCAAUCACUCACUUAAAGGAUGGCAGGGAAGUGUAUAAUGGGCACCAGCUUGGUGGAGUUACUGUGCACAGCAAAGAUCGGGUGAAGUCUGCAGAAGCCAUUCAGCUCACCUACUACUUGCAGGCAAUCAACUCCCUGAAUGACAUGGUAGCAGAAAAGUGGGAAUCCAUUUUUUGCAACACUGUUGAACUUUUCCAGAAGUCUAACAGGAAAGUCAAAAUGUAUCCCUUCACUUCUUCUUCACUGAAAGAGGAUUUCCAGAAGACUAGCAGGGUGUCAGAACGUUACCUGAUCACAAGUCUAGUACUUGUGGUCAGCUUGGCUAUACUCUGCUGCUCCAUGCAGGAUUGUGUCCGUAGCAAACCUUGGCUUGGUCUCCUAGGCUUGUUAACAAUAAGCCUAGCCACUCUGACUGCAGCUGGAAUCAUUAAUCUAACUGGUGGGAAAUACAAUUCCACGUUCCUGGGAAUUCCCUUCAUCAUGUUAGGUCAUGGGUUAUAUGGGACUUUUGAAAUGUUAUCCUCCUGGAGGAAAACCAGAGAAGACCAACAUGUUAAAGAGAGAACUGCAGCUGUGUUUGCAGACUCCAUGCUCUCCUUUUCUCUCACCACUGCCAUGUACCUGGUCACUUUUGGAAUAGGUGCCAGUCCCUUCACUAACAUUGAAGCAGCCAGGAUUUUCUGCUGCAAUUCCUGUAUUGCAAUUUUCUUCAACUACCUCUAUGUACUCUCCUUUUAUGGUUCCAGCCUGGUGUUUACUGGCUACAUAGAAAACAACUACCAGCAUAGUAUCUUCUGCAGAAAGGUACCAAAGCCAGAGGUAUUGCAAGAGAAGCCUGCGUGGUAUAGGUUUCUUCUGACAGCCAAAUUCAGUGAGGACACAACAGAUUCAGAGGAAACAAACACUUACGAAAGUCAUCUAUUGGUAUGUUUCCUAAAACGCUAUUACUGUGACUGGAUAACAAACACUUAUGUCAAGCCUUUUGUAGUUCUCUUUUACCUUGUUUAUAUUUCCUUUGCCUUAAUGGGCUACCUGCAGGUCAAUGAAGGGUCAGACCUUAGUAACAUUGUAGCAACUGCAACUCGAACCAUUGAGUAUACUACUGCCCAGCAAAAGUAUUUCAGUAACUACAGCCCAGUCAUUGGGUUUUAUAUCUAUGAGUCAAUAGAAUACUGGAACACAAGUGUUCAAGAAGACGUGCUAGAGUAUACCAAGGGGUUUGUGAGAAUAUCCUGGUUUGAGAGCUACUUAAAUUAUCUUAGGAAACUCAACAUAUCUACUGGAUUGCCCAAAAAGAAUUUUACUGAUAUGUUGAGGAACUCUUUCCUGAAAGCCCCCCAGUUUGCCCAUUUUUCAGAGGAUAUCAUCUUUUCCAAGAAAUAUAAUAAUGAAGUCGAUGUAGUGGCUUCCAGGAUGUUCUUGGUGGCCAAGACGAUGGAAACCAAGAGAGAAGAACUUUAUGAUCUCCUGGAAACCUUGAGGAAGCUCUCUCUCACCUCCAAGGUGAAAUUCAUCGUUUUCAAUCCAUCAUUUGUGUACAUGGAUCGUUAUGCCUCCUCAGUGGGAGCCCCCUUACAAAACUCCUGCAUCAGUGCUUUAUUUCUGCUCUUCUUCUCUGCAUUCCUGGUGGCAGACUCUCUGAUCAAUGUCUGGCUCACUCUAACUGUUGCCUCAGUCGAAUUUGGAGUUAUAGGUUUUAUGACCUUGUGGAAAGUGGAACUGGAUUGUAUUUCUGUGUUGUGCUUAAUUUAUGGAAUUAAUUAUACAAUUGACAACUGUGCUCCACUGUUAUCAACUUUUGUCCUGGGCAAAGAUUUCACAAGAACUAAAUGGGUAAAAAAUGCCCUUGAAAUUCACGGGGUAGCUAUUUUACAGAGCUACCUCUGUUAUAUUGUUGGUCUGAUUCCUCUUGCAGCUGUGCCUUCAAAUCUGACCCGUACACUGUUCAGGUGCUUGUUUUUAAUAGCAUUAGUCACCUUCUUUCACUGCUUUGCCAUUUUACCUGUGAUACUGACUUUUGUGCCACCAUCCAAGAAAAAAAGGAAAGAGAAGAAGAAUCCUGAAAAUCGUGAGGAAAUAGAGUGUGUUGAAAUGGUGGAUAUGGAUAGUACCCGAGUGGUUGACCAAAUUACAACAGUCUGACUUGUUUAUUGCUUUUUCACACUAGGUCUUAUUGUCAGAAAAAUAAUUCAUAUUGAUUAAAUAUUAGGUUUUUCUUAGUUUUUAUUGCCCCUAAACUGAAACCAAGAAUAUCCAAAAUGGUGGGAGAAAGAAGAAAAAGAAAAUUGUCCCUGGAUUGGUCUCUGCAACAGAAACAUUGUAAAUGAGAAAAUUUCUUUGCAAACCAUGCAAAGAGUGUGAAUUUUAGUCACUUGAGAUAAGAUUCAUUAAGGAAGAUGGGUUGCUAAACGCGGUGUGUUGCCUUGUCUAUACUGGAGAUACUGCUAUUAUUGUUGCUGAGUUCAAUCAAAUUGAAAGGUCAACUGUCAAGGCUGAAGUAGCGUUAAGUGUUCAUCCAGAUGUAAAGGCUUUAUAAACUUUCUGCACAGCAAUAACUCAAGUUAGUGAGUCAGCUCCUAUAGGUCUUAACCAUCACAUUUCUGUUCUUUUAUUCCCCCUCCCCCCGCCGUACACAUUUAUGCAGGUUUGUAUUACAUAUAGCAAAGAGGACAGGGAAAGAAGACUGUACAUAACCAAAUACUUUCAAAACAAAUUUGCAUUACAACUCACUUUUUCCUCUAAAAAUAUUUAUUUUACAAGGUAAUUAAUUUCCUAGAACAAUUUUAAACCAAUUCAUGGUUUUGUAGCUAUUCCUUUUUCUAGAGAAAACAAAAUAAUAACAAAAAACCUCAGUGACUCCAAUACUCUAAAAAAUUCAAAAUUCUAUUUUAUUAAUGUCUUGCUACUAAUUUAACAAGGAAUCUGCUUUACCAAUUGUAGUUUUUGUUAGCAUUGAACUAAUAUAUGCCAAUGGAUCAAAUAGCAGAUAAAAAAUGGUGUAACUGAAUAUUUCAGCACCAAAAUCCAUUAAAAAAACCUCAGUUACCUGAUGUCAUCAUGGAAAAGUGAAUGUUAGGGCUUCUUUAGUAAGAACCUAUUUCAGGCCAUUCACUAGAAAUUAAGUAAUAGUUUUAUGUAAUCCAUGAUUUAAUCCCUCAAGAUUUCUAGAAUACCUGUAAAGCAAUACACCUUGCUUUUAUGGGCUCUUGCAAGAGACCUUAGAGCAUGUCCAUAUGAGAAGCUUCAGGUUUAUCUAUCUUCUAAAACAGUCUGUAUCAAAAGGGGACUACUGAAUACAUCACGUUUAGAAUAUGUAUGCACGCAUGCAUGCACACACAUACUUCUGAAUCUUUUUGGAGCAUUGUGUUCUAAAUCAAGUUAGCAUUUAUGAUGUGGAGUAAUGCAGAUAAAGAAGUAGCUCUCCUCUGGGCCCUUAAGAAACACAGGACACAGUGUGAGGUAUUAUAUCAAAUUAGAACCCCUACUGGGAACAUUAACCAAUUGAGUAGGUUUUACUGAAAGCAUUCGAACUAAAACUGGUAAAUGAAAAAUCAGUUACAUGGAGGUAAAUUCUGUGUCAGGUGUUCUAGCGAAAAUACAGAUAUUGUAUCUAGAUUCCCUUUAAAAUUUACCCCAAGGGUCAAACUAUUACAGAGCUGUUUUACCUGGCACAAUAGUCAUCUAAAUUGUGGUCUGUGGAAUUCUAAUUGAUGUUAUAGGUGCCAUGUAGCUUGGAUUGUUUCGAGUCUUUUAGCAUCAGGAGACUGCAUGUGUUGCUCCAUGAUGACUGUCGGUGUUGUAACAAAGCAGUGGUUUGCUUGCUGAUCUUCAGCAUUCAUUCAGAGUGAUGCCUGCAAGAACUAUAUGAAAUCCCCAAAUUCUAUUUUGUGGGUUUUAAUUUUCAAACAAAAGGUAUUUUUCCUUAGCACCAUGUAUCAUACAUUUUCCCUUUCCCAUAUAUCAUACAUUUUUCCCCAUUUUCCCCCUCAUACUAGCAAAGCAGGUAUUUGGAGCACAGCUGACAACAUUUUAUACCCUUGAGCACCCUUUUUGGUACUCAAAAGCCAAAUGAAGUCAUAUCCAGUUCUAAUAGGCCAUUUGCUUGAGCAAAGUGGAUUUGUAUAUAGUAUCAACUAGAAUAUGGCAUUAUCAUUCUUGCCAGAUAGACAGGCAGUCUGGGGGACAGCCUCAGGCUUCAAGACAAAUGAAUCUAAGGAUAAAUGAAAAGGUACUUUGGAGAAUACCCUCUUCAAGGACAUAGAUUUUAUUUGCCUUUCUGUUGAUUUUCUUUGGGCUCAAGAUUUUGGGCUAUAUUUUCUACCCAGAUUGGGCACAAGGGACUUUCAUGAAGAUAUACCAGUGAUUCUUAACCAGGCUGCCAGGGCACCCUGGGGUGCUGCCAGAUCUUUUGAAGGGUUCUGUGAUGUGUGAGGAGAUAAGUGAGGUAAUAGGUGAUAGGCAGAUAAACUAAGCAAAUAAGUGUUGUACCUGCCUGGACGAUCCCCCAUCCCCAGUGCCAGGCCCCUCUAGAUUACAAGCACUGUAAUCUAUAGAUUAGUUUUUAAAAUUGUGCACCACAAUUCACAAAAGAUAUGGAGGGGUGCUUCGAGUCCAGUGAGGGGUGCCUCCAGUCCAAUGAGGUUGAGAACCACUGACAUAGGCAAACAGCUUUGUUUUGGUGACGAUCCUAGACUUUCCAUGCAAUUAUAUCCCUCCAAGUUCCACUUUUUCUCAAGAAUGCUAAACACAGGCCAUGUCUACACGAGUUGUUACUGCACAGUCAUUUAGUACUUGCAUAUCCAAGUACUAAAUGAUUGCGCACUAACCAGCAUUACUGUGCAGUAGUGUCUCCGCUUGGCUUCCUGGUGACGCUGACUGUGCAGUAGCGUGCACAAGCUACUGUGCAGUAAGCGUCUCAUGUAGACAGUACAAUGUUGCUUUUUGCAAGCUGAAUUUGGAGAGGCAUUUGAAAGGUUGAUUAUUUCAUAUCUAGUUUUGAGCGGGACUCCUUUAAUUAGUUCCCAAAUACCUCUUUAUAUUAGAUUUUAUGUGGCAGCCAUUAUGUAGUCCAAACAACAAUGUUCUACCUUUUCAACAGGCAACCAGAAUAGCUCCUAAACUUCAGCAAAUUCCAUAGUUAAUAAAUCAAUUGAUAGUUGAACGCUACAUUAUAAACCUCUUUACAUUUAAUUUAAAUGCACAGCUCGGAGUGUCUUUAAGUACUGGCCAGGGACAAGAUGGGUAUCGAAGCUUGUAACUUUAUAGAUCUCUUAUUAAAUCAAAACGGAGUGAGGCCUUCCAACAAUCUCCAAUAUAGAAGGCAAAAUGAAAAGAAACCUCCCCUAUUGUCUUAACAUUUGUUGGAGAGAAAGUCUUGAGGCAAAGUGGUAUCUUUCCCUCAAUCCCAUGGAAGCCCUUCUAUACAAGGUCCGUGUAACUGGGUUUUGGGAGUAUGCAUGUUGUUGGCUUAGCCAUGAUGUGGCAGAGACUGGAAGGAGUAGGGCAGGGCUACUUUCUGCAGCAUUCUUCCCUCAGAAAAAUACACAAGAAUUUUCCCACCCACCAUAAUCCUCAAUUUCCCAUUCCCAAUCUUCAGGAAUAGGUUUUUGUUAUGUACAUUCAGGGAAGUAACAUGAUUACUUAGUUUGAUAUAUUGCCCUUAAAAUGCCUAAGGAACACCUUGGGCUUCCAAGCAUGUUUCAAGAUCCAUCAGGUCCCCAUAGUGUGUUUUAGUUAGGAGGGCCAUACCCUACCCUAAAACACCUUCUCCUACCCUAGAUCACCUUCCCCCAACAGGAGGGCCAGACACUGCACAGCCUCAAGGUCUUAGACUAUUAUGCAUAACUUCAGGCACCCUUUCUCUUGGAUCUUCCCUCUGUAGAAUCUUCCUUCUGCAUGCAGUGGGCCAAAGUUAGGCAUAUCCAUAAUAAAUACCAACUAAAAUGUGCAAAUAAUACAGGUUCUUUUGUUAGGCCAAAGCAGUGGCAAUGUGUAGGGGGUGCACGUGCACCCCCUGAGAGCACCGGUACCCCCCCGACUGGCUGUGUUCACUGCUUAGGUGACAGGCAGGGGGGCAGGCGGGAGCACCAAUGCCCCCCCCUCCCCCCCCCGGCAAGCACUGGCCAGAGAGUGGAGCACCAUGGCACUCCCAGAAGCGGCCUCAGCCACUUCCGGAAGUGGCCGCAGCAAUCGGCCACAGUGAUUGGCCGUCACAUGACUGGCUGCGGAGGGAAACCCCCAGUCAGUAAGAUUGGCUGAGGGGGGGACCCUCCCCAGUUGCUGACUAAUCCCUGGGGGUGGGGGUCAUGUGUCCCCCCUGACUAAAGCAGCACCAGUCACCCAUGGGCCAAAGUUAACCAUACACAAGAUAUUAUCCCUAUUAUACAGCCUCCUUUAGGGAAAAAUCACACAAUGAGCACUUACCACACUCUGGUUUCUUCUGCAAUACAGAAGAUUGCUUUAUUUGUAUGAAAGUUCAGUCAGUAACACAGGAUUAGACACUGUCAGGAACUGACUAAAAGUUAACUGAGGGAAUUUUAUCUGAGGAUAAGAAUAUAUUACACAGGCUUUUUAUUUUAAACAAGGCCAAAUAUGAUUACUGUUCCAUUAGACCAGUGGCUCCCAACCUCAGGUUGCGACCCAAAUCUGGGUCACAGUGGGGUCCUCCCCUCGCUCUACCCCUCCCACCUGCAGGGCUCUCGCAGCAUACGGUCCAUGCAGCUCUCACUGCUGCUGCCUCCCGUGAUCCCAGCCUGGCCCAAGCUCUGCUAGUACUACCGGGCAUAAGUGAGUCAGCAGCAGGGCGGGGGUCAUGACCCAGAUUUAGGGUUGCAGCAAAAAAAGGUUGGGAGCCACUGCAUUAGACCAUAAAUGACUUACAAACAAUAAUAUUUUCAUACAAUAUUGUUCAGAGCAUUUUUUACUAAUGGAUAAGCAUAUAAAAGAAAAGAAAGACCCUAAAUGUAUAUAACCAUCAAAUUCAUCUGAGUCUUUUAUUUUUCAACAUCAUUCCCUAUGGAGGCAUAAGGAAGAGUUCUGUUUCACUUUGCAAGUAUUCCAGUCUUGGGGAAAAAAAUAAAAGGAAGAAAACUGGAAUAUCUAGAAUAAUUUCACAGCAAGCAUAGGCUGGUCAUGCCAGAAUUUUCUGUCCAAAACUUUAACUGACAAUGUUCUAGUUAGAUUAAAAUUAGAGCUGUGAAACCCAAGGAAAACCUGUCUGGCAAGGAGAAGGUGCUCCAUUUCCAAAUGCAAACAAGCUCAGCAUGGUCAAGCUUUUUGAGCCUAAAAGGAAAGCAGCACUAACAUGGUGUGGUGUUAUUUUGAAAUGUCCCAGCAUUCACUUCAUCCUUCCUAAGCCAUUGCACAAUGGAAGCCAUUUUAACAUAGACAACAAUUUGGAGGUAGUGCUGAACAAUGCCAGGGAAAGUGUGGAAUGUGUUCAAUGGAUUAGUGACUUUGAGAAUCCACUUGAUCACAAAGCAUAUUGCUAUAGCAUACUGCAACAGGUCCAGCUCAUAGCCCCAGCCCAACAGAGCACUUGGUUACACAUGUCACUUUAAGCACAUUAGUAAUCCCAUUCACUUAAAACUAUUUUUACAUUUAAAUUACAAAAAUGCCUAUAUGCUUUUUGCUGAGUCAGAGCCCACCAGUACCAGCAGCCCCCAUAGACAAACUCUCCCACCAUUUAUUUUUUUAAAUCUUUAGAGUGCUUUCCUAUGCAAAUAAUUUCUAUAAACUAAUUCAAUACUUCACUCAGUCAGUAUCAAAUGGCACUACUCCUGUGUGUUUUUUUCCCUUUUGUUUUUAUAAAUACUGUACUUAUAUUGGGUAUGCUUCUAAAAUUAUCAGUCAUCUGCAUUUGUAAAUUAGAAACAGCACCUAUUCAUUGCAGUUCCAGUUCUGCAGACUGUCUACCCAGUAGGUCUUUGGUGAAUCUUUGACUAAUGGCAUCAACUGGAAAUUAACAGCUAAUCCAUCUGCCAUAGAUUACAUAUGGGCCCAGAGUCACACCACCCACACAGGUGAAUCCUUUUCUCACUGAGACUCUGACUGGUACAGGGCUUGCAUUUAUAGAUUCAUGGAUAUGAGCCUUCAGUUCAAAUUGUGACAGCAGAAGUGCAAGGAUAAACUCUUAUCCUGCCCUGGCUACUCUGAAAAGACCUUCCUAACAGGGGAUGCAGAGAAGUUCUACCAGUUUGCAAGAGCAUAAGGUGCAAGUUUCGGCCCACAUAUGUAUUUUUAUGGGUAUACCCCUGAUUCAGCAAUGGCCCCUGUACAGCAGCUACCCAGAAAAUAAGAGUGCAAUAACAUUGCUUCACAGGUAUCACAUGUGGCCAUUUCAACAAAUGCACUUCUUAGACUAGAGUUAGUUUCUUAUCAUUUGCAUUCUAAAAUUCUCACCUCUUUGUUUGGGGAGGGGGGAAGUCGAUCAUGAUUCUAGACCCUGUUUUGAAUUUUCCUGUUCCAAGAUAUUCAAAGGCCCUAAACCAGAUGUGAACUAAAUGGUUUGCAAGAUUUCAGAUGAUUUUUAAAUACAUUUUUGCACUAAUUUAGGAAAAAUGACAUUAUUUUAGAAAUCUCAAUGUGUAGGGGAUGCCUAAAAUAAAACGCCUCUCUCUCUCUCUCUCCUUUCUCUGAUCCCAAGCUGCAACAGAAUCCCAUUUCAUACUGUAGUUAAGAAACAAGUUGCUUUGGCCAAACCUUAAUGUCAGCAUGCAAUAUGAAUAACAAGAAUGCAGGAGGGUAUUCUGUGAAGAGUCCCCACAUCAGGCUGAAGAGUGAGACAUAUGGAGGGGCUAUUGCCCCACCUUCAGAACUAUGGUGGCCUUAACAAAUGGGCAAUGCAUACAAACUGCAUCACCAUUAGUUUAAUGUGCUUCAUAAUGAGCCCUCUGAGCACAUAGCUCAGCAAUAGCAUUGGGGACAGAUUUUCUCCUCAUAAAUGAUCCGAUGCAUACCUGGAGAAUGGAACAAAUGCAUUCUGCAGCAAGCCAGUCCCUCCAUCUUCAUGUAAUUUGCCCUCUGAAUGUAAACAAGCAUGUUAUUCCUGCUCCCUAGCUACUUCCAGCAACAGAAUUUCAGCACCACUUAACCAGUUAUUUAAAAAUAAAAAUCCGUAGAUAGUUGCAACUGGAUUGAGGGGCUUAGUGGCUCAAAAUCCAGGAUUGUUUUAGCUACCCAAGCAAUGGGACAACCAUUAUUUUUGGAACUAUGGGUCCUAAAACUUUCUUUAACAACAACUUAGUAGUAUCCAUCAACAUGAUGGCAUUCUCUGCAGCCCCAAAAGAUGUAUCCUCCUUGGUACUGGACAAAACUAAGGACAUUGGGGCAGAAACCUGUCCAGGCAUAUCUGCAGCCUUUCUGUGCCUGACUUUCUUCCAGCAGUAGUGUUCCCUCUCAGCCCCCAUAGGCUGGGCACUGAUUAACAGUGUAAUUUUAAAUAUACUUCUGGCCAGAAUUUAAGGAAGGUCAGUUCCUAUUUAGGCACCUAAAUGAAGAUGCUAUUGGAGCUGCUGCUUGUUGAGCUCUUUUUAAAUUCUGUCCAAAAAAUGGCCUUAGUCACCUUCCUCCUUUUCUAUUUGUUGAGUUCCACCCAUUCAUUAUUUUUAAGCCAGAAGUCAACCUCUCUCAGUGCUUUUGCUGUGCUGACUGACACUUCUUCAGGCCCAUUUGGGCUGUCUGCUUCAGUGCAGAAGUAUACCAUUACACUGAGUAAUAAGUGUGCUAGCAGCAGUUGCUCUGUCACACCUGGCUGCAGCAAUCAGAUAAAAAUCAGUCUGCUCAAAAAAGCAAGUGAGCCAGACACAAGCCCAAGUCACUAUGAGCUGCAGCAAGCCUGGGAGCUGCAAAGUAUUGCUUUUGCCCAAGUGUUACUCUCUGAAGCUCUCUGUCACCUUAAUUUAAUGGUGUUUGUGAGUCUGGAAGUCAAAUGACUAAGGUAGAUUGAUCAAUUGCACUUAUUGUUUCUACUCCAGUCCCUUUCAGUCAUUCUUUAUCAAAUUGUCCAAAGACCAAGAUUUUCAUGCAUCAAUAGCAGAAACAGAAAUCAAAAAUAUUGAUUUUCUGAUAGCUAAAUUAAUGCAAGUGACAGCAUGUCUAAAUGUCUUUCAAGAAUCCAAGGAAGAAAAUGUCUGUACAGUACUAAGGUGCACUCCCAGCCAACUUGACCAAGCCUGUGAGACUAAUUCUCCAUACAUGUAAGCAACUUAAAAUAUCUCCUUUAUGCCUUUGUUUCUGAAAAAAGAAAUCCCUGUCCACAGACAUACCUUAUGGGGCAGGCAGAUAGGAUGUGAUUUGUUAAUUAGAGAAGCAUACAGUUAUAUACCACAAAGGUACACAAAAAUGGCAUGCUGGCAUUCCAUAUGCAAUUCUUGUGCUAGGGCAUGCAAAUGAAAUCCUUUUGGCUACAAAUUUCCACAGGUGGUUGCUAAUAUAUUUACCUGCUUUGCACUCAUAAAUUCAGCAUCAACAGCUUAUGCAAGUGCAAACGUGCACGUGCUAACACUUGCACUUACCGCUUAAGAUUUUUUUUUCACUUUACUGACUGCAAAGACGUGGAGGGCCGGUCAUACAAAUAUUAACAUUUGCUGAUGUUAGAGAACCACAAAUGUCUGUUCGUAGAAAAUCUGGGGGAUAAGAUACUGCACACAGAAAGGUAGACGCUGUGCCAAGGUAUAGGUUAAAAGAACAUUAAGAGUUAUAUAGAUAAGAGCUUGGCAUUGGUCAUACCCCAUGUAUAUACAACAUAGCAUACUAUAAGUUAGGGGUGGCCAACCUGCAACAUAUAUGCCACAAGUUGCAUAGCCUGCCUCUGCAUGUGGCACAUGGCAGAUUGGGGAGGGGGUGGACAGCACAGUGGCAGAUAGGGCAAGGGGACGAAAGGAAAGCAGCAGAUCAAAAGGGAGCACAGAGCAGAGCAGAGCAGAAAGCACAGAGGCAGAUCAGUCAGGGAAAGAGGAUCAGAGAGGCACUCUGUGAGGGUGCAGGGCUUAAUUUAUAGCACACAUGCCAAAAAGGUCAGUGCCCACUACUAUAAAUUAAAUGCAAAAACAUUCCAUCAAUACUCUCUUUGGCUAUGUUCAUUCCCUUUUACGGUUUCGCUUUUUGUGAACUUUCAUGUUUUUGUGAACUUUCAUGUAUUUAAGCCAAACAGCCACAAAUGCUUCCAGAAAGUUUUGAGUGAGUUUUCAUAAGACAAAAUUUUAAAUUUGUACACAUACCACCUUUGUGCCAGAAGUAUUUGACUACUGUCCAGCCAGUCAACAGAAACAAUGUGCUAUGAUGAUUUAUCUGGCCUAUCACAAAAGAACAAUAUAACUUGAAUGGCAAAUAUCACAUAUUUACAGAGAAUUGGUAAAAAACCAAUCUACAGACCAAAUGCAGUAUCCUCAAAUAUAGUUACUAUAUGAAAGCAAUUUGUUAUUUCAAUAAAAAGUGUUUAUAUCGCUGGAUAAAUUAUGUAUUGAUAACUAUAUAACCAAUUAACUUAUAAACACAAACACUUAGUAUGUACAUAUCCAUGUGCAUCUGCACACACACAGUAUAAUAUUAAAUGUUAAAUAUAUUUCAUCCCAUAUUCCCAACUCAAUUUAUACCCAUAAUAAUAAGAGAUGAAAAAAGCCAGUAUGACAACACAGCACUGAGUGUUAGUAGGGAAAUCUGCCUUUGUGGCAUUGAAAGUAGUGAUGAAUUGGCAAAGGGCAAGCAAUAGGGAAGCUAUUAAGGCAUUUAGGGAAAGAGAACCUGGCUGCACAUCCAGAAUUGUUAAGGAAGAAAAAAUAUGUAGUGGUUACUGUGUCAUAAGAAUGAGACAAAAACUGUAAAAUUUGCUGAGUAAGAAAGAGAAAGGAGGCCUUGGUGAAUAUAGGGAAAAGAACUCAAGUGUGUGUAUGUGUGUGUGCUCACGUGUGCGCGCAUACAUGCGCACACACAUGUGCAUGUGUGUAUGUAUGUGCAUGUGUAAGAUUUGCAGCUGAACAUCUGUUAAGAAUACCUACCAAAACUUAUGCAAGGUCAAAUAAAAAGUACCCAGAUUUUGAUAGAUGGGUUAUAAUUCCAUCUCUGAGUAUUACAACAAAAGGGAACCAUCAUUCAGGAUCUAAACCUAGAUCAAGUAUUAAUUCUGGAGAACACAAUGCAAAACACCUUUGUUAGUACUUAAAGCAUCAUUUUGAUCAUUAAUCACUGACCAAAUAUUCCCCUUCAAAUAUCAGCAAACUGAUCUAGUAAAAAAAAUGAUUACGUGUCUUUUAAAAGUCCCCUCUUGCUGGGAUUCAUACAUUUGAACAACAGAUCCUUUUUCUUUUUUGAAAAAAGCUACAUCUUUCCUGUCAAAUGCUUGUGUGCUUGGAUGAGGGGUUUUUCUCUGUUUUUUAAAGAUAUGAUGAAUCACUUUUUCUGACCAAAGUGAGCCCCUUAGACACAUUACCCAUUUCAGGAAGUGAAAACUCAUUCCAGUUGUCUUAAUAUGACUCAUAAGUCAAGAUCAUCUGCAAUUGAAUAUCUCUUUUUCUUCUCUCAAUGUGUUAUUUAUUUGAUCAGGUUGUAAAUCGCCCCAGCAUAGCCUAGUUGCAGGGCUACAUAAUUCAACAUAUACCUCUAGCUUUGAGAGGUAGGGCACUGCUGAAUCUUUUCACUCUGGCUGCCUCCUAAUCUCAAUACUGUUUCUGUUUAUUAACCCCCUUGCUCAGAGCUAUAUCUUCUGAUAGUUUAACAUGGUCUUAUUAGGAAAGUACUUACUGUAACUAUCACAGAAAAAUCAAAGUCACUGCUACUUCAACACCUCUGGUGAUGCUUUGGAUUAGAGAGCUGAUAGCUGGUUUUGAAAUUUUGUCCUAGUGCAAAACCAUCUAAAGUUCUUUUUAAAAUCAGAUGACAAAGGGAUACUGUUUUUAUAUCACAAGUGUAUGGAGGAUUUCACUGUUGGAUAAACAGAGGUGAUUGGGAAGAGAGACACACUCUUAUGGAUGAAGAGCCAUUGAGUCCUAUAUAAACAAGAAUGGCAAUUGUGAGAUACUUCUGUUGAUCCUGCAUACUUAAGAAUUUCUGUUUAUUUUUCUUCAUGCAGGAAAAUGGACAAAGAAAGUAUGGUGCUAUUGAUAUUAUUGCUUUUGUAAGAGAUUUCAGAAUUGCAAAAAGGACUAGUUAAGCUGCUAGAAUAUAUUUGUCUUCCUGGUGAAUGUCUCACAAGCUAAGAUGCUCAAUUUAGCACAAUGGAUGAAAUAAGAAAAUUAGGGAGAAGUGUUGCAUGGAAAGAUGUAAUAAACUCACAUUUGAAAUAGGUAUCUAGCAGGAAAGGAAAGUGAAGUAAAGAUGAAAAGGGAAAUCAGGAAAGAAAUACCUAGAUUCAUUUUAAAGACUGUAAAAGAGUUUGAUAUAAAAAUCAUGUAUAGACAAACAGGCGCAUGUACUCACAGCCCCUGAAGAAAUCUUAAGGUGGUCUGUUCCAUUAGCUUGCUGAAUACAGGAUAAGAAUUUUAUAUUUUAUUGAUUUGUGCAGCCUGUGCCAAGGAGACAGAGAAAUAUGAAAAAUAACCAAGACAAUACUGAAAUAUAUAACUCUGGACAAGAUCUGUUCCCUCUGUUGUGUAUCUAAGUGGGUAUAGAUACUUAAAUGGAUCCUAUUUUAUCCUGUUCAAGUCCCUGAAAGUCCAUUAAGGCAUCUUCUUUGUGAACUCACCACAAUUUGACCUUUAAGAGUUAAUCCCCAAAAAAGCAGCAAGGAGAAGGAGGAGGACCAACCACGUUCUGCAUCAUCUGUUUUUCCAGAAUGUGAACAGGGUGGAAUAGAAUUGCAGUUAGGCCUGAAGCUCACUUAUGCAUGUACUGAUGGAAGAGAAUCUAGUCCUUUAUCCGUAACUAAAUAAAGCUAAAGUGGGAAAAUGUACAAGUAAAUAUAUUUAAAAUAAAAAAGCAAGACCUACAUCUAACUCAGUGCAUCUCCACUAUUACUAGAGUUAUGAAUAUUUACACAUGGUGAAAAUUUGGCCCAAAACAUUCUAAAACUUAUUUCUUCCUCCACUUCUUUAUCAAGGGUCAAAUUAAGGGGUAUUAAUUCCCCUGCCCUCCAAGAGGCAGAACAGACUGGUUGGGCCAGACAACAGUCCUUUUAAGGACUUGGUUGAGGCCAUUAGAUGGUUCAAAGAGAAACCACCUAUAUCCAGGUCCUCACAGCCAGAAGUCUGUAGUUAAUCUUUUAUUAAAAAGGAAACUAUUUUUAAAAGUGCUCUUAAAAUAUAUAUAUGAAAACUGACUGACAAUUUUCUUAAGUUUUACAAUCUUUUAUAUAAGCCACAAACACAAGUAGUGCAGCUGCACUGGAUGCCUUCACUUCUCUAGCAUUUGAUGGCCCUUUAGCUUCUUGCCUAACAACUCACCCUAGCUCCAUGCAAGAGGUUUUUCCCCAGGUAUUUGAUGAAAUAAGUUUUAUUCAUGAAUAAGAAAGUCUUUUUUCUGCAUGAAGUUAGUGCAUUUGUGCCACAAGCACAUAUCCAUCAGCUUUACACACACACACACACACACACACACACACACACACACACACACAUGUGCACGCGCACACACACACACACACACUGGACUUGUGCAUUCAUUUGGAAAUAAGUUGUCAGCAGCAGGCAGAGAAUAGGAGCUUGCAAAAAGCAAAUAUUAAAAACAAGUCCAGAUUUGAAAAAUUACUUCUCAUUUUAGAUGCUUGUUUCUAGUGUCUCCCUUCACAUACCUAUGGCCCCAUUUUCAAAGAUGCCAAACAUCCACAACUCCAUUUAUAGUCACUGAGUACUGCAGGCAAAGGUGUGCCAGGGCAGCGCCAAGCCUUGGGCAGUGCUGGCUGCAGCAGUGCCAAUGGCAGUGGCAUGACCAGCCACUGCUACAGUGGCAGCUAUUUUUGUGACCCCUUGUUUUCCCCCUAAAGACAGCGCUGUCCCAGUCACUCCCCUCCCCACCUCAGUCAUGCUACUAACAACAGUCUUAUAGGUCUUCUGAAAAAUCAUCAUGCCAUGACAAAGUUGAGUACAACUACUUCUGUGAAAACAUUUUUCCACCCAAUAGAAAAUAUAAAUGAAAACAAAAUGGCUUUCUUUCAAAUUUUCAGCAGAAAAAAUUAUUUUUUUCAUUAAAGAAAUUAAAACAGAUGGGGGAGAUCUUCAUUUUUUCUGAUGAAGAAAUAACAUAAGAUCUGAGGAGUCUGACACUUCCUAUAAAAAGAAGCACAUAGGGAAUCAUUUUGUUGAAAAUCCAAUUUUCUAUUAAAAAAAAAAACUGCAAAGGGAAAAAAGUGGCCAAUACUACUGAGUGCCACAAACUUGAAGCACAUAGAAGCAGUGGAAAUGGCUUUGGCCAAAACAUCUUAUAAACACCCAGGAGUGAUGAGUCCAUAACCUAAAAGGUGUGUCAGUGUUUCAGCCCUGUCCAUGGAGCAAGUUGAUUGUGUUGUGCACAGAUAUCAAGGCACCUGGGGAUCAGUGUCUGGAUAUAAUUGUCCUAAGUAACAAGCUCUAAAGUGGAAUCUAGUACUGUGGUAAGAAGGAUAGAUAUUGGGCUGGUUUCAAAAUGCUGCUGAAAGGAAGCAAAGCCAUCAACCCCAAAUCUAUCAUGAGGGAAAAAUGGGCAGAGGCAAAAGGAAAACAGCAGUACCUGUCAGGAAAGAAAUGGCCCACAGCAAAAGCAAUUACUUGGUGUGAAUGUGGCAAGAGACUUGAAAGUAAUCUCCUAAAUACCCAAUAAAUCUGGUUUAUAGCUUCCUCUAUCCCUCCGUAAGGAAGGAAUCUAGCUAUUUUAAAUCUGGACUGUACCAUAUGUUAUGAAACUCUUCCUUGUGCAAAAAAGGACAGGGAAAAAUGUUAAGAAUUUUAAAUGCUCUUAUAGCUAUUUACUUCCUGCUACAUCGCUUUCACUAAACUGACCCAACAUAUGCACAUUCUCUCACAAACUCGUAUACACUUGCUUUCAGACUUGUCUGCUUUAGAUACCACUUCUUUUUAUGAGACCAUACAAAUCAUCAAACACAUGAACCAUACCUAGGUGACCAAUCACUGGUGCCAAAUCAAAAAUGGCAAAAACUGAUUGCUGAAGAAGCACCUGCUCAAAACAGUUAUUAAACAUCCCGUAGGUUCCCCAUUUGUUCAACAAAUAACUUAAGUGAAUAAUGAAGAAGGAUGAACAGGUCUGUAAAACUCAGAAUCUAUUUGUGCAGAAGUUAUUUUAACAAAACAGCCAAAAUGCAAUGAAUAGACUAUUCAGAACAAAUUGUUUCACAAGCUUAAUUGUAACGAUAAUGUAUCUCUAUUCAGGUCCCCCUAAAAGGGAUUAUGCCCAGAUGCAUUGAAUAUAAAUUCUAAGAGAAACACAGCAGCAACAUAUGACUGAAAUGUAUCUGUACAGCCUUGGCAGUUGACCUUCCUGGCUGAGAAUAAUGAGCAUUUUGGAGAACCAGUAUAUGGCUGAUCAUAUUUUUAUACCCACAAAAAUGUGCUCCAACUCUUUAAGAGUGCCAAAAGUAAAUAUCAGCCACACAAGGCUUGUCCAUUAACAUGCUUCCACUGAGCAUGAAAAAACAGAACAGGUAGCUGAGGA